UUUUUUCUGAUUAGGUUAUGUUUACAGAGAAGUGACGUGUGCUUUCGUUUCGUUAAAAUAAACAUAAAUUCCUUUUAUUUGAACGUUUAUGGUGACUCAAGAAUGAAUACUUCCGCAUGUUAAGACACAAAUCAUAAGUUUGCAACCGUGAAUUGUAAAAAAAACGAUAACGAUGCGUUUAAAUAUUGAUUUGAAUGAGUGUCUUCGUGAUUCGCCCAAAUUUAGAAGCAUAUUGGAACAGGAAGAGGCUAAUGUGGAUCAAUUAGAACAAAAAUUAGAUAAGAUAAUUAAGUUAUGUGGGAAUGUUGUUGAUUCUGGUAAAGCUUAUGUUGCACAACAAAGUUUAUUCGCUAACGGGUUAUGGGAUCUUAGUGCUCACUUUAAAGAAGACACCUUGGUGUUGUCUUCGCUUAGCAAAUUAAUACAUAAUUUGCAGGAAAUGAACAAAUUCCAUACAAUCUUAUUGGAUCAAGCUUCACGAACAAUUUUGCGCAACUUAACAUCAUUUUGUAAAAGCGAUAUCAAACAUGUACGCGAUUGUAAACAACACUUUGAAAAGAUAUCUCAAGAUUUAGAUACGGUGUUGGUUCGUAACUCUCAAACAGCGCGAAAUAAAUCGCCAGAAAUUGAAGAGAUUGGUAAUCUUUUGGUUGCAACGCGGUCAUGUUUUGGUCAUCAGGCUAUGGAUUACGUGUACAGUAUAGAAAUUUUACAAAAUCGUAAACGACAUGAAGUAUUAAGUACUCUAUUGAGUUAUAUGCAUGCUUGUACUACUUAUUAUCAUCAAGGAUCGGAUUUGUGUGAAGAUUUAGAACCUUUCUUAAAGAAAUUAGCAGAAGAGGUAGCAACAAUGCAAGAAGAAACAAUAACGAUCGAAAAGAAAUUAGAAAAUAGGCAUAGUUUCGUUACAAAUAAAGAAAUAAUUCCGAAUUUAGCUAAAAGUAAAGGAGGUCCGAUUUUAGAAGGAUACCUCUUUAAGAGAACUUCAAACGCAUUUAAAACGUGGAAUAGACGUUGGUUUUGCCUUAGAGAUAACCAAUUAGUUUAUAGAAAACGAUCAGGGGAUGAUAAUUACACAGUAAUGGAAGAAGAUCUUCGUUUAUGCACCGUAAAACCAGUAGUAGAUACAGAAAGAAGAUUCUGUUUCGAAGUCGUAUCCCCGUUAAAAUGUCACAUGUUACAAGCAGAUUCAGAGGAGAUGUUAACCGCUUGGAUCUUAGCUGUACAAAGAGCUGUUGGGGUUGCAUUUCAAAAUCAUCCAAUAUCAUCCGAUACCGACACUAAUAAACCCCUCGAAACGGCUUUUAAUAAAAUCGCCAACGAAAAGAAACGAAAAAAAGGUAGAAUUUGGGAACAAUUGCUUCGAAUACCCGGAAAUGAUAAAUGUUGCGAUUGCGGCGAAUCCAAUCCGAGUUGGGCAAGUAUUAAUUUAGGAGUUACGUUGUGUAUAGAAUGUUCGGGUGUUCAUCGAAGUCUUGGGGUGCAUUAUAGCAAAGUUAGAUCGUUAACUUUAGAUGAUUGGGAACCGGAAUGUAUUAAAGUUAUGGCCGAAUUGGGAAAUACUGUCGUUAAUAAAGUUUACGAGGCGAAUGUUCCCGAAAAUUACAUCAGGGCAACACCAAUGUGUACAAAUUCAAUACGAGAAAAUUGGAUUAAAUCUAAAUAUGUUGAACGCAAAUUUGUGUACAAACUCCCAGAUAUCACGGAGAGGGCUUCGAGAAAUUUAAUGAAUAUAAGAAAAUGGAGUGUGCGGAGAUUGCGAAGAAGACCAAGAAGUUGCGAUAACUCAAGAAAAAAUGUUGUGUCAAAACAACAACGCGAUAGUGUGUUAAUGUUUGGGAACGAUCUAGAUAAACCUAUUAAUGAAACGUUUGAUAUUAGUAGUGAUCAAGACUCUACAGGUGGUGAAGAUAAUGAUACACCAGAUGAAGAAGAUAUAAGCAAAUUACAUCCAGAUCGACUUUUAUAUAAAGCCGCUUUAGCUCAUAAUUUACCAGUUAUGUGCGAGGCUUUAGCUUUGGGGGCGAAUCAACAAUGGAAAAAUGAGGAUGAUCAUAAUAGAAGUGCUAUUCAUGAAGCAGUACUCAGUGGUUCAGUAAUGUCUUGUGCAUAUUUGUUAUUGAAUGGUGCAAAAAUUGAUUUACAAGAUGAUCGAGGUCAAACUCCUUUACAUUUAGCAACUCAAGGUGGUCAUACCGCUCAAGUUUGUCUCUUAUUGAAACACAGAGCGGAUCAGCAUUUAAAUGAUAACGAGGGACUUUUGCCAUUAAUGAUAGCCGAACAAAAAAAGGACGCCGAUAUCGUGACUUUAUUAAGAUUAGGUCGACUUAAUGAAGAAAUGAAAGGAUCUGAUAUGGGUGUUUGUGGUGAUGAUACUUUUAACGACGUUGUUAGAGAUUUCUCCCAAAUGGCUUGUAGUCACCCAGAGCGGUUACAACGAACUAAAAAUUCUGAAUAGAGAAAUAAGUGAAAUAUU
Messenger RNA from Onthophagus taurus, 2476 nucleotides. RefSeq names its product Centaurin beta 1A (gene CenB1A). Gene Ontology annotation, molecular function: protein binding; GTPase activator activity. NCBI's taxonomy places the organism in Eukaryota, Metazoa, Arthropoda, Insecta, Coleoptera, Scarabaeidae. Gene Ontology annotation, cellular component: cytoplasm. The record is from RefSeq and is a predicted model, not a curated record.